Anoplophora glabripennis (Asian longhorned beetle) is the source of this 606-nucleotide messenger RNA. Its product is annotated as histidine-rich glycoprotein-like. NCBI's taxonomy places the organism in Eukaryota, Metazoa, Arthropoda, Insecta, Coleoptera, Cerambycidae. The record is from RefSeq and is a predicted model, not a curated record. The transcript has a single exon. The coding region runs from base 1 to 606 and encodes 201 amino acids.
AUGGCCCAGUUCGUGACUCACAUCCAGCCCACUUUGGUCGAGGCGUCCCACCACCACCUCCCCCACAGCCACCACCACAAAGAACACCACAAAGACCACUACCUAAAAGAGCACCAUGGGAAGGAACACCACGCCAAAGACCACCACCACGCCAAGGAGCACGGGAGCGAAAAGCACAUGGCCAUCAAGAGUCCCCACAAGAUGGCGGACAGACCCCGUGAGAUCCAUUACAAGGACUUGCACAUGGGACACAGUCGGGAAUAUCCCGUCUUACCCCAUAGUCCUGUAGAACAACACCACCACGACGGCGAAGCCUACCAUGGAGAGCAAAGGAGGGAUUCUGCACAUUACUUUGAUUCUCAUGGCUUGGUACAUCCCUACGACAUACACUUCAUGGACUCUCAAGGGAUAUAUAGGGACUACCAAGGGCAUGGUAUUGAAGUGGAUGACAUCCAUAAAGACUACAGUACCGAGAAAGAGAAGCAUCAUAAGGCCAGGAGUGUGGAUAAGUCGCCUCUUGACGGAGUCAAGCCAAUUCCUCCGAAGUUUAUUGAUAUCCAGCCUGUCCACGGGGAAAACAAGCUGGUAAGAUAUUUGUUUGCAUGA